GGGGCCCAAGACUCAAGUACCGUGCCGUCGCCGCAUCUUUCUUCCCAGGUACGUACCUUACUUUGCGGUAAGGGAGAUCUCCACCGCACGGGCGGCAUCUGCCAUCUGGCAUGCCAUGGCCUGUCACUGGGAUUCUGGGAAUAUCAUGGAUUUUGUCGUUUUUCAAGAGUUGCACCGCGCAUACUCCGAAUAGGUAUCAUCACUCCACAGACCUGGAUUUACCAAGACAUGCAAACUUUGGCCAUACCAUCGAAUCAUUCCAUCAUGAAAACACCCCGAGCUACGCAUCACAUCGUCUGGUCAAGACUUCAUUCCCCGGACCGACAGCUGCACCACGUACCCUACUAAACCACGAGACUCUCAUCCGUCACCACAAUGGCACAAAGGACUGCAAAGACUGCGAAAAAACCAUAACGCAGCCGCAUGGCAUCGCAUGGCAUCUUGGCCCACGCAAGGUCCGAAUAGACAGUGACCCCUGUACCCCUGCCCCAUCCACCUUGCCCUUUCUCUUCCCAGUUCAUAGGUACUCUUCUUCUUGUUUUCCAACUGGCAUUUACUGCGUAGAAAAAAUGUUAUCUCCUUCCCUGUCCGCUGACGGGACCCCCACCCCCUGAACCCUGUUGGUCCUCUUCGGCCCGGCAAGCAGAUGCCGCCGCAACACGCCCCUACUAGGCUGCCUUAGCUCGCAGAUACGCCCGGACACCUUGUAUCCGUAUCUGUCCCUCGCUCUGUGGCUUGCUCCCGUUGCUCUUUAGCGCGCCCGGUUCCUGAUAACCGCUGACCGUCUACUAGGUAUGCAUACCGUUGGCGCCACUGUUGGCCAACGUUCAACGGGGGCAGAGCCUCGGAGGAUGAGAGAGGAAGUUGGAGCGAGAGAGACUCGUGACUGCUCGAAUAGAAGUACGAGUAGCAUGAGAGCUAUUGAGGGCUACGGAUGCGGCUCACAGCUCGACAAGCCUCGUCCCUUGAGCCAGAUCAUUAUACAACCCACCUAGAACCUCAACGGACCCGUUCACCGUUCCGGCAUCCCCUUGGUCUGGUCCACGACGGGGAGUCGUGGAGUCUACCUUCUACCGAGAGAAAUAAGAGAACCAGAAAAGCACCGAGACUCGGCCACGACUCCACGAUUACCGCGAGAGCACGCCGAGUAUUGCUAUUGAGACCCAUCCUAAGCCAACUACGAAGCUAUGCGAAACAGCGACGAAAUGUGCUGCCGGUCAAAUGCCAACCACUACCUACUGCGUACACGGCCUGGGCAUUGAUGAUAUGUGGGAACUCCUCGAGGCCCGGAGGCCCAGAGUGAGGGAAAAGGGGGGGAGCAUGAUGGAGUACUGUGGUAAGAGUCUUCUCGUCUCUUUUACACGCGAGAGGAAAAGGGCCGACAAGUGAGGAACUCGCAACGACACGAGACCAUGGAAAUUUGCUUCACGAUUGAAUGAGAAGUGGGCAUGAGGAGCUACGGAGUGGUGAAAGAGGAUAUUCUACAGAAAUUUGAGCACGACGUCAACAUCACGGAAGCAAAUGAGUUACUACUGGUUGUGAAACUCAUGAUGGAUGAGUUUUAAGAAUCUAUCGUGAAGGGCCUCACCAGCUAAUCUAGCAAGGUCAAGCCACCUCACCCAAAGGGUUACCUCAAGGACUGUGGUUCAGGCUCAAACUUCACCACGUUGCCACGUAAAUGAUAAACACUCCAUGGA
Molecule: messenger RNA, 1697 nt
Organism: Colletotrichum acutatum
Lineage: Eukaryota; Fungi; Ascomycota; Sordariomycetes; Glomerellales; Glomerellaceae
Exons: 1
Coding region: 111-614 (167 amino acids)
Source: RefSeq, a predicted model, not a curated record